Acanthosepion pharaonis is the source of this 22338-nucleotide messenger RNA. The record is from the annotation of a GenBank genome assembly. NCBI's taxonomy places the organism in Eukaryota, Metazoa, Mollusca, Cephalopoda, Sepiida, Sepiidae.
AUGACUUUCCCACCUGUCUCCUUCAAUCGCCUCCUUCUGUCUGCUAAUCAUCAUCAUCUGUCUCCUUCCAUCGUUUCCACCUGUCUCCUUCAAGCAUCAUUAUUGUCACUUCAAUCGCCUCCUUCUGUCUGCUUCAAUCAUCAUUUCCUGUCUCCUUCAAUCAUUUCCCACCUGUCUCCUUCCGCAUCAUUAUCUGUCACUUUCAAUCGCCUCCUUCUGUCUGCUUCAAUCAUCAUCUCCUGUCUCCUUCAAUCGUUUCACCUGUCUCCUUGUGCAUCACUUUCAAUUAUCAAUCUGUCUUCAAGUCUCAUUCAAUCAUUUUCCACCUGUCUCCUUCAAGCAAUCAUCUUCUCCUGUCUCCUCUCCAAUCGUUUCCACCUGUCUCCUUCAAGCAUCAUUAUCUGUCACUUUCAAUCGCCUCCUUCUGUCUUCAAUCAUCAUCUCUGUCUCCUUCAAUCGUUCCCUGAAUCCUUCAAGCAUCAUUGUCACUUUCAAUCCUCCUUCUGUCUUAGCUUCACACCAUUGUCACUUUCAAUCGCCUCCUUCUUCUGCUUCAAUCAUCUUCUCCUGUCUCGUUUCAAUCGUUUCCACCUGUCUCCUUCAAGCAUCAUUUGUCACUUUCAAACGCCUCCCCUUCUGUCUGCUUCAAUCAUCUUCUCCUGUCUCCUUCAAUCGUUUCCACUCUCCUUCCAAGCAUCGUUGUCACUUUCAAUCGCCUCCUUCUGUCUUAGCUUCAUCAUCAUCUCCUGUCUCCUUCAAUCAUUUUCCACCUGUCCUUCAAGCAUCAUUGUCACUUUCAAUCGCCUCCUUCUGUCUUGCUUCAAUCAUUAUCCUCCUGUGUCUCCUUCAAUCGUUUCCACCUGUCUCCUUCCAAGCAUCAUUAUCUGUCACUUUCAAUCGCCUCCUUCUUCUGCUUCAAUCAUCAUCUCUGUCUCCUUCAAUCAUCUUCUCCUGUCUCCUUCAAUCGUCUCCUUCGCUUUCAUCAUCAUCUGCCUUCAAUCUUUCCACCUGUCUCUCAAGCAUCAUUAUUGUCACUUUCAAUCUUCUCCUUCUGUCUUAGCUUCAAAUCAUCUUCUCUGUCUCCUUCAAUCAUUUUCCACCUGUCUCCUUCAAGCAUCAUUGUCACUUUCAAUCGCCUCCUCCUUCAAUCAUCUUCUCUGCUUCCAAUCAUCGUUUCCUGUCUCCUUUCAUCUUUUCCCCCCUGUCUCCUUCCAAGCAUCAUUAUCUGUCUCCUUCAAUCGUUCCUCCUUCUGUCUGUCACUCAAUUAUGCUUCCCAUCUUCUCUGUCUCCUUCAAUCGUUUCCACCUGUUUCCUUCAAGCAUAAUUGUCUUUCAAUCGCCUCCUUCUGUCUGCUUCAUCAUCAUCUCUAUCUCCUUCAAUCGUUUCCACCUGAAUCCUUCAAGUCAUCAUUGUCAAUCUGUUUCAUCAUCUCUGUCUCCCCUUCUGUCUGCUUCAAAUCAUCAUCUCCUUGUCUCCUUCAUUCGUUUCCCACCUGUCUCCUUCAAGUCAUCAUUAUCUGUCUCCUUUUCAAUCGUCUCCUUCCUUCUGUCUCCUUCAAGCAUCAUUGUCACUUUCUCCUGUCCUUCUCCUUCAAUACUUUCCCCUGUCUCCAUUUCAAGCAUCAUUGUCACUUUCAAUCGCCUCCCUUCUGUCUGCUUCCAAUCAUCAUCUCCCUGUCUCCUUCAAUCGUUUCCACCCUGUCUCCUUCAAAGCAUCAUUGUCUUUCAAUCGCCUCCUUCUGUCUGCGCUUCAAUCAUCUUCUCCUGUCUCCUUCAAUCGUUUCCACCUGUCUCCUUCAAGCAUCAUUGUCACUUUCAAUCGCUUACUCCUUCUGUCUUCAAUCAUCUUCCUUCAAUCAUCAUUUCUCCUGUCUCCUUCAAGCAUCAUUUUCCAACCUCCUUCAACAAUCAUCAUUUUGUCUCCUUCCAAUCGUUCCACCUGAAUCCUUCAAGCAUGUUGUCUUUCAAUCGCCUUCAAUCAUCAUCUCCUGUAUCUCUUCAAUCGUUUCCACCUGUCUCCUUCAAGCAUCAUUGUCACUUUCAAACGCCUCCUUCUCUCUGCUUCAAUCAUCUUCUCCUGUCUCCUUCAAUCGUUUCCACCUGUCUCUUCAAGCAUCAUUGUCACUUUCAAUCGCCUCCUGUCUGCUUCAAUCAUCUUCUCCCUGUCUCCUUCCAAUCGUUUCCCUGUCUCCUUCAAGCAUCAUCAUCUGUCUUUCAAUCUCCUCCUUCUGUCUGCUCCAAUCAUCAUCUCCUGUCUCCUUCAAUCAUUUCCACCUGUCUCCUUCAAGCAUUAUUAUCUGUCUUUCAAUCGCCUCAAUCUGUCUCCUUCUGUCUCCUUCAAGCAUCUUUCAAUCAAUCAUCAUCUCCUGUCUCCUUCAAUCGAAUUUCCCACCUGUCUCCUUCAAGCAUCAUUAUCUGUCACUUUCGUCCCUCCCCUUCUGUCUCUUCCAAUCAUCAUCUCUUCUGUCUUUUCAAUCGUUUCCAAUCGCCUGUCUCCUUCCAAUCAUCAUCUCUGUCUCUUUCAAUCAUUCGCCUGUCCUUCUGCGUCAUUAUCUGUCUCUUUCAAUCAAUCUUUCUCCUGUCUCCCUUCAAUCUUUUCCACCUGUCUCCUUCAAGCAUCAUUGUCACUUUCAAUCGCCUCUUUCUGUCUUGCUUCAAUCAUCAUCUCUGUUUCUUCAAUCUUUCACUGUCUCCUUCAAGCAUCAUUAUCUGUCACUUUCAAUGCCUCCUUCUGUCUGCUUCAAUCAUCAUCUCUGUCUCGUUCAAUCCUUCAAUCUCAUCUUCAAUCCUUUCUGUCUCUUCAAUCAUUGUCCUUUCCUGUCUCAUUCAAGCAUCAUUGUCUCUUUCAAUCGCCUCCUUCUGUAUUCACUUCAAUCAUCAUCAUCCUUCAAUCAUCAUCUCCUAUACUUCAAUCGUUUCCACCUGUCUCCUUCAGCAUCAUUAUCUGUCACUUUCAAUCGCCUCCUUCUCCUGCCAAUCAUCAUCAUCUGUCUCCUUCAAUCUUUCCACCUGUCUCCAGCUAAGCAGCAUUAUCUGUCACUUUCAUUCACUUUCUGUCUGACUGUCUUCUGUCUCCUCGAAUCUUCAUCUCCUGUCUCGUUCAAUCGUUUCCUCCCUGUCUCCUUCAAUCAUCAUUGUCACAAUCGUUUCCACCUGUCUCCUUCAUGCAUCAUUGUCCUUCUGUCUGUCUUCAAUCAUCAUCUCUUCGCCUCCUUCUGUCUAGCUUCAAUCAUCAUCUCCUGUCUCCUUCAAUCGUUUCCACCUGAUCCUUCAAGCACCAUUGUCACUUUCAAUCGCCUCCCCUUCUGUCUGCAUCAAUCAUCAUCAUCCUGUCUCCUUCAAUCGUUUUUUCCUGUCUCCUUCAAGCACCAUUGUCACUUUCAAUCGCCUCCUUCUGUCUGCUUCAAUCAUCUUCUCCUGUCUCCUUCAAUCGUUUCCCUGUCUCCUUCAAGCAUCAUUGUCUUUCAAACGCCUCCUUCUGUCUGCUUCAAUGUGUUUCCUGUCUCCUUCAAUCGUUUUUCCUGUCUCCUUCAAGCAUCUCAUUAUCUGUCACUUUCAAUCACCUCCUUCUGUCUGCUUUUCAAUCAUCUUCUCUGUCUCCUUCAAUCAUUUCCACCUGAAUCCUUCAAGCAUCAUUCCCUUUCAAUCGCCUCAAUCUGUGCUCAUCAAUAUCAUCUCCUGUCUCUUCAAUCGUUUCACCUGUCUCCUUCAAGCAUCAUUGUCACUUUUCAAACGCCUCCUUCCAGUCUUGCUUCAAACCAUCUUCUCCUGUCUCCUUCAAUCGUUUCCACCUGUCUCCUUCAAGCAUCAUUAUCUGUCACUUUCAAUCGCCUCCUUCUGUCUGCUUCAUCAUCAUCCUCUCCAUGCAAUCAUUUCUCUCCUUCAAACAUUUCCGUGUCUCCUUCAAAUCAUCAUCAUCUGUCACCUUCAAUCGCCUCCUUCUGUCUCUUUCAAGCAUCAUUAUCUGUCUCCUCAGAUCGCCUCCAUCUGUCUCCUUCCAAGCAUCCAUUGUCUCCUUCAAUCGUUUAUCUACUCCUUCAAGCAUCAAUCAUCAUCUCCUGUCUGCUUCAAUCAUCUUUCAUCCUGUCUCCUUCUCCUUCCAUUAUCAUUGUCUUUCAAUCAACCUCCUUCUGUCUGCUUCAAUCAUCAUCUCUGUCUCCUUCAAUCGUUUCCCUCAUCAUUAUCUGUCUGCUUUCAAUCGCCUCCUUCUAUUCUGCUUCCAAUCAUCUCAUCUCCUGUCUCCUUCAAUCGUUUCCAUGUCUCUCCUUCAAGCAUCAUUGUCACUUUCAAUCGUCUCCUUCUGUCUGCUUCAAUCAUCUUCAUCUGUCUCCUUCAAUCGUUUCCACCUGUCUCUUUCAAGCAUCAUUAUCUGUCACUUUCAAACGCCUCCAUCCCCCUGUCUGCUUCAAUCAUCCUCUCUGUCUCCUUAAUCGUUUCCCACCUGUCUUCCUUCAAGCAUCAUUAUCUGUCACUUUCAUUUCACUCCUUCUGUCUUGCUUCAAUCAUCCUCUCUAUCUCCUUCAAUCGUUUCCACCUGUCUCCUUCAAGCAUCAUUCUGUCACUUUCAAUCCUUAUCCUUCUAAUCUGCUUCCAAUCAUCAUCUCCUGUCUCCUUCAAUCUUUUCCACCUGUCUCCUUCAAACAUCAUUGUCACUUUCAAAUCGCUUCCUUCUGUCUGCUUCAAUCAUCAUCUCCUGUCUCCUUCAAUCGUUUCAUCCUGUCUCCUUCAAGCAUCAUUUAUCCACUAUGUCACUUUCCUCGCCUCCUUCUGUCUGAUUCAAUCUUCAUCUCCUGUCUCCUUCAAUCGUUUCCACUGAAUCCUUUAAGCAUCAUUAUCUGUUUCAAUCGCCUCCUUCUGUCUGAUUCAAUCAUCUUCUCCUGCUCCUUCAAUCAUUUCCACCUGUCUCCUUCAAGCAUCAUUGUCACUUUCAAUCGCCUCCUUCUGUCUUCAAUCAUCUUCUCCUGUCUCCUUCAAUCGUUUCCACCUGUCUCCUUCCAAGCAUCAUUAUCUGUCACUCUUUCAAUCGUCUACUUCUGUCUCCUUCAAUCAUCUUCUCCUGUCUCCUUCAAUCUUUUCCACCUGUCUCCUUCAAGCAUCAUUGUCUGUCUUUCAUCGCCUCCCUUCUGUCUGCUUCAAUCAUCAUCUCCUGUCUUCCUUCAAUCGUUUCCACCUGUCUCCUUCGAGCAUCAUUAUCUGUCACUUUCAAUCGCCGCCUCCUUCUGUCCUUCAAUCAUCAUCUCCUGUCUCUUCCUCCAGAUCUUUUCCACCUGUCCUUCAAGCAUCAUUGUACUUUCAAUCGCCUCUUUUUGUCUUAAUCAUCAUCUCCUGUCUCAUUCAAUCGUUUCCACCCCUGUCUCCUUCCAAAUCAUAUUGUCACUUUUAAACGCCUCCCUUUGUCUUAUUUCAAUCAUCUUCUCCUGUCUCCUUCAAUCGUUUCCCACCUGUCUCAUUCAAGAAUCAUUGUCACUUUCCAAUCCUUGCUUGUCUGCUUCAAUCAUCAUCUCCUCAUCAUUGUCCUUCAAUCGCCUCCCUUCUGUCUGCUUCCAAUCAUCUUCUUCUCAUGUUUCACUUUCAAACGUCUCCUUCUGUCUGCUUCAAUCAUUCUCCUAUCUCCUUCAAUCAUUUCCACCUGUCUCCUUCAAAGCAUCAUUUUCACUUUCAAUCGCCUUCUAUCUCUGCUUCAAUAUUCUCCUGUCUCAUUCAAUCGUUUCCACCUGUCUCCUUCAAGCAUCAUUAGAUCUUUCUGCUCAGUCAUCUUCUCCUGUCUCCUUCAAUCGUUUCCACAUGUCUCAUUCAAGCAUCAUUAUCUUUCUCCCUUCCUUCUGUCUUCAAUCAUCUUCUCCUGUCUCCUUCAAUCGUUUCCACCUGUCUCCUUUAAGCAUCAUUAUUGUCACUUUCAAUCUCCUCCUUCUGUCUGCUUCAAUCAUCAUCUCCCUGUCUCCUUCAAUCGUUUCCACCUGUCUCCUUCAGCAUCAUUAUCUGUCACUUUCAAUCGCCUCCUUCUGUCUGCUUCAAUCAUCUUCUCCAUUUGUCUCCUUCAAGCAUCAUUUCCACCUGUCUCCUUCAAGCCUUCAAUCCAUUUCCUUUCAAUCCCUCCUUCUGUCUGCUUCAAUCAUCUCUCCUGUCUCCUUCGUCGUUUCCACCUGUCUCCUUCAAGCAUCAUUGUCACUUUCAAUCGCCUCCCUUCUGCUUCUCAUCUUUCAUGUCUCAUCAUCCUCUGUCUCCUUCAAAUCAUUUUUUCCCUGUCUCCUUCAAGCAUCUUCUCAUUCCUUCUCGUUUCACCUUUCAUUCCCUCCUUCUGUCUGCUUUAAUCAUCUUCUCCUCAUCAUUGUCUUUCAAUCGCCUCCUUCUGUCUGCUUCAAUCAUCUUCUCCUAUCUCCUUCAAUCGUUUCCUGUCUCUUCAAGCAUCAUUAUCUGUCACUUUCAAUCGCCUCCUUUGUCUGCUUCAAUCAUCAUCUCUGUCUCCUUCAAUCGUUUCCCACCUGUCUCCUUCAAGCAUCAUUGUCACUUUCAAAUCGCCUCCUUCUGCUUUGUCAUCCUUCUGUCUCCGUUUCAUCAUUCCAUCAUUAUCCUGUCUCGCCUCCCUUCAUCAUCAUCUCCUGUCUCCUUCAAUCCUGUGAAUCCUUCAAGCAUCAUUGUCACUUUCAAUCGCCUCCUUCUGUCUGCUUCCAAUCAUCUUCUCCUGUCUCAUUCAAUCAUUUCCCACCUGUCUCCUUCAAGCAUCAUUAUCUGUCACUUUCAAUCGCCUCCUUCUGUCUGCUUCAAUCAUCAUCUCCUGUCUCCUUCAAUCGUUUCCACCUCCUUCAAGCAUCAUUGUCACUUUCAAUCGCCUCCUUCUGUCUGCUUCAAUCAUCUUCUCCUCAAGCAUCUCCUUCAAUCUGCAUCAAUCAUCAUCUUUCCACCUGUCUCCUUCAAGCAUCAUUGUCACUUUCAAUCGUCUCCUUCUGUCUGCUUCAAUCAUCAUCAUCCUGUCUCCUUCAAUCUUUCCACCUGUCUCCUUCAAGCAUCUUUUUCUGUCUGCUUCAAUCAUCUUCGUCUCCUCCUUCUGUCUGCUUUCAAAUCAUCAUCUCCUGUCUCAUUCAAUCGUUUCUUCAACCUGUCUCCUUCAAGCAUCAUUGUCACUUUCAUUCGCCUCCUUCUGUCUGCUUCAAUCAUCAUCUCCUGUCUCCUUCAAUCAUUUCUACCUGUCUCCUUCAAGCAUCAUUGUCACUUUCAAUCGCCUCCUUCUGUCUGCUUCAAUCAUCAUCUCCUGUCUCCUUCAAUCAUUUCCACCUGUCUAGAUUCAAGCAUCAUUGUCACUUUCAAUCGCCUCCUUCUGUCUGCACAAUCAUCAUCUCUGUCUCCUUCAAUCGUUUCCACCUGUCUCCUUCAAGCAUCAUUGUCACUUUCAAUCGCCUCCUUCUGUCUGCUUCAAUCAUCAUCUCCUGUCUCCUUCAAUCUUUUUCCCACCUGUCUCCUUCAAGCAUCAUUUGUCACUUUCAAUCGCCUCCUUCUGUCUGCUUCAAUCAUCAUCUCCUGUCUCCUUCAAUCGUUUCCACCUGUCUCCUUCAAGCAUCAUUAUUGUCACUUUCAAUCUCCUCCUUCUGUCUGCUUCAAUCAUCUUCUCCUGUCUCCUUCAAUCGUUUCCACCUGUCUCCUGCAUCAUUGUCCUUUCAAGCAUCAUUUCUUCAAUCAUCAUCUCACUGUCUCGCCUCCUUCAAUCGUUUCAAGCUAAACAUCAUUGUCACUUUCUCGCCUCCUUCUGUCUGCUUCGUCAUCAUCUCCUGUCUCCUUCAAUCGUUUCCUGAAUCCCUGUCUCCUUCAAACGCUCCUUCUGUCUGUCAAUCUUUCUCCUGUCUCCUCCUCGUUUCCACCUGUCUCCUUCAUCAUCACUUUCAAACGCCUCCUUCUGCUUCAAUGUGUCAUCUCCUGUCUCCCCCUUCAAUGUUUUACCUGUCUCCUUCAAGCAUCAUUGUCACUUUCAAUCGCCUCCCCUUCUGUCUGCUUUCAAUCAUCAUCUCCUGUCUCGUUCAAUCGUUUCCACCUGUCUCCUUCAAGCAUCAUUAUCUGUCACUUUCAAUCACCUCCUUCUGUCUGCUUCAAUCAUCUUCUCCUGUCUCCUUCAAUCAUUUCCACCUGUCUCCUUCAAGCAUCAUUGUCACUUUCAAUAACCUCCCUUCUGUCUGCUUCAAUCAUCAUCAUCUGUCUCAUUCAAUCAUUUCCACCUGUCUCCUUCAAGCAUCAUUGUCACUUUCAAUCGUCUCCUUCUGUCUGCUUCAAUCAUCAUCAUCAUCUGUCUCCUUCAAUCUUUUCCACCUGUCUCCUUCAAGCAUCAUUAUGUCACUUUCAAUCUCCCUCCUUCGACUCUCAUCAUCUCCUGUCUCAAUCGUUUUCCUGUCUCCUUCAAGCAUCAUUAUUGUCACUUUCAUCCUGCCUCCUUCUCGUUCAAUCAUUCUCCUGUCUCGUUCAAUCAUUUUCACCUGUCUCCUUCAAGCAUCAUUUUCUUUCAAUCGCCUCCUUCUGUCUGCUUCAAUCAUCCAUCAUCAUUUCACCUCUCCUUCAUCAUUUCCCACCUGUCUCAGUCUCCUUCUGACCAUCAUUGUCACUUUCAAUCGCCUCCUUCUGUCUGCUUACAAUCAUCAUCUCCCUGUCUCCUUCAAUCGUUUCCACCUGAAUCUUUCAAGCAUCAUUUGUCACUUUCGCCUUACUCCUUCUGUCUGCUUCAAUCAUCUUCUCCUGUCUCCUUCAAUCAUUUCCACCUGUCUCCUUCAAGCAUCAUUGUCACUUUCAAUCACGCCUCCUUCUGUCUGCUUCAAUCAUCAUCUCCUGUCUCCUUCAAUCGUUUUCCACCUGUCUCCCUUCAAGCAUCAUCUUGUCACUUUCAAUCGUUCCCACACCCUCCUUCUGUCUUGCUUCAAUCAUCUUCAUUUCUCUCUCUUCAAUCAUUUCGACCUGUCUCCUUCAAGCAUCAUUUAUCUGUCCUUUCAAUAUUCCUCCCUUCUGUCUCCUUCAAUCAUCUUCUCCUGUCUCCUUCAAUCAAUUUCCAUCUGUCUCCUUCAAGCACCAUUGUCUCCUUUCAAUCACUGUCCUUCCUUCUGUCUGCAAUCAAUCAUCAUCUCUGUCUCCUUCAAUCUUUUCCACCUGUCUCCUUCAAGCAUCAUUGUCACUUUCAAUCGCCUCCUUCUGUCUGCUUCAAUCAUCUAUCUCCAAUCAUCUCCUUCAAUCGUUUCCACCUCAAUCCUUCAAGCAUCCUUUGUCACUUUCAAUCUGUCUCCUUCCUUCUGUCUGCUUCAAUCAUCAUCUCCUGUCUCCUUCAAUCAUUUCCACCAAUCGAAUCCUUCAAACAUCAUUGUCACUUUCAAUCGCCUCCUUCUGUCUGCUUCAAUCAUCAUCUCCUGUCUCCUUCAAUCGUUUCCACCUCCCAUCUUCAAGCACCAUUUCACUUUCAAUGUACCUCCUUCUGUCUGCUUCCAAUCAUCAUCUCUGACCUCCUUCAAUCAUUUCCUGUCCUCCUUCAAGCAUCAUUGUGCCACUUUCAAUCUCACUCUUCCCAUCAUUGUCACUUUCAAUCGUCUUCCUUCUGCUUCAAUCAUCAUCUGUCUCCUUCAAUCUUUUCCACCUGUCUCCUUCAAGCAUCAUUAUCUGUCUAACGCCUCCUUCUGGCACCAGCUAAUCAUCUUAUGUCUCCUUCAAUCUGUUUCCUGUCUCUUCAAGCAUCAUUAUGUCACUUUCAAUCUGCCUCCUUCUGGCUUAGCUUCAAUCAUCAUCUCCUCAUCUAAUCGUUUCCCUGUCCUUUCAUCAUCGCCUCCUUCUGUCUGCUUCAAGCAUCUUCUCCAUCUCCCUUCAAUCAUUUCCACCUGUCUCCCCCAAACAUCGUAUGUCACUUUCAAUCGCCUCCUUCUGUGCCUUCAAUCAUCAUCUCCUGUCUCUUCAAUCGUUUCCACCUGUCUCCUUCAAGCAUUAUUAUUGUCACUUUCAAUCGUCUCCUUCUGUCUGCUUCAAUCAUCAUCAUCUGUCUCCUUCAAUCUUUUCCACCUGUCUCCUUCAAGCAUCAUUAUCUGUCACUUUCAAUCUCCUUCAUCCUUCAAUCAUCAUCCUUCAAUCAUCCUCUCAUCAUUGUCACCUUCAAUCGCCUCCUUCUGUCGUUUCAUCAUCUCUGUCAAUCGUUUCAAGCAUCAUUGCCACUUUCAAUCACCUCCUUCUGUCUGCUUCAAUCAUCUUCUCAUGUCUCCUUCAAUCGUUUCCACCUGUCUCCUUCAAGCAUCAUUGUCACUUUCAAUCUUCUCCCUUCUGUCUGCUUCAUCAUCAUCAUCUCCUGUUUCCACCUCCUUCAAUCAUUUCUUUCCCUCCUUCUCCUUCAAUCUCAUCGCCUGUCUCCUUCAAUCAUUUUGUCAUUUCAUUUCAAACGCCUCCUUCUGUCUGCUUCUGUCUCCUUCUGCUUCCAAUCAUCUUCUCUGUCUCCUUCUUCUCUGUUUCAAUCAUGUCUCCUUCAAGCAUCAUUGUCACUUUCCUAUCGCCUCCUUCUGUCUGCUUCAAUCAUCAUCUCCUGCCUCCUUCCCAAUCGUUUCGUUUCCAGCAUCAUUGUCUUUUCAAUCGCUUCCCUUCCAAGCAUCAUUCUCUAUCUCCUUCAAUCGUUCCCACCUGGAAUCCUUCAAGCAUCUGUCUUGCAUCAAUCAUCUUCUCCUGUCUCCUUCAAUCGUUUCCACCUGUCUCAUUCAAGCACCAUUGUCACUUUCAAUCGCCUCCUUCCAUCUUAGCUUUAAUCAUCUUCUCCUGUCUCCUUCCAAUCGUUUCCACCUGUCUCCUUCAAGCAUCAUUGUCACUUUCAAUCGCCUCCUUCUGUCUUGCUUCAUCAUCUCAUCUCCUGUCUCCUUCAAUCAUUUCCACCUGUCUCCUUCAAGCAUCAUUAUCAUCACUUUCAUCGCCUCCUUCCUUCCAAUCAUCUUCUCUCAUCAUCAUUCUGCUUCCAGUCUCAUCAUCUGUCUCCUUCCUUCCACCUGUCCUUCAAGCAUCAUUAUCUGUCAUCAUCCUUCUGUCUCCUUCAAUCCUUUUCUUUCACCUGUCUCCUUCAAGCAUCAUUCACUUUCUGUCAUCAUCAUCUCGUCGUUCAAUCAUUUCCACCUAUUCCUUCAAGCAUCAUUGCUUUCAAAUCAAUCAUCUAUAUCUCCUUCAAUCGUUUCCACCUGUCUCCUUCAAACAUCAUUGUCACUUUCAAUCACCUCCUUCUGUCUGCUUCAAUCAUCUUCUCCUGUCUCCUUCAAUCGUUUCCCACCUGUCAUCUCCUUCAAGCAUCAUUGUCCAUUUAAAUCGUUUCCCCUGAAUCCUUCAAGCAUCAUUGUCACUUUCAAUCGUUCCUUCUGUCUCCUUCAAUCAUCUUCUUUCCCAACCUUUCUCCUUCAAGCACCAUUGUCACUUUCAAUCGCCUUCUGUCUUAGCAAUCAUCUUCCAUCUCCAAUCGUUUCUCUCCUUCCAAUCGUUUCCCACCUGUCUCCUUCAAGCAUCAUUAUCUCUGUCUCUUUCAAUCGUUUCCACCUGUCUCCUUCAACCAUUAUUAUCUGUGCUUUCAAUCAAUCAUCUCCUCAUCAUUAUCUGUCACUUCCAUUCGCCUCUUCCCCUUCAAUCAUCUUCCUGCUUCAAUCUUUCAUCAUCUCCUGUCUUCUUCCAAUUGUCAUUUCCACUCCUUUCUGUCUCCUUCAAUCAUCUCCUUGUCAAUCAUUUCAAUCCUUCGCAUCUCCUUCUCGUCUUCUCUGCUUCAUCAUCAUCCCUGUCUCCUUCAAUCGUUUCCACCUAGAUCCUUCAAGCAUCAUUCUGUCACUUUCGUCCUUGCUCCUUCUGUCUUGCUUCAAUCAUCUUCUCCUGUCUCCUUCAAUCGUUUACCUGUCUCCUUCAAGCAUCAUUGUCACUUUCAAUCGCCUCCCUUCUGUCUGCUUCAAAUCAUCUUCUCCUGUCUCCUUCAAUCUUUCCACCUGUCUCCUUCAAGCAUCAUUGUCUUUCAAUGUCUUCUCUUUAGCUAAUCAUCAUCAAUCUCGUUUCCACCUGUCCCUUCAUUGCCUCUGUCACUUUCAAUCAUCAUUUCUGUCUCCUUCAAUCUUUCCACCUGUCUCCUUCAAGCAUCAUUAUCUGUUGUCACUUCACCUUCAAUCAUCGCCUCCUCAGAUCUCCACCUGUCUCCUUCAGCACAAUCAUUUUCUCCUCCUUCUCCUUCAUCAUCGUUCAAUCAUUUCCACCUGUCUCCUUCAUGCAUCAUUGUCACUUCCAAACGCCUCCUUCUCCUCCAUCUUUUCAUCUCCUGUCUUCAAUCGUUUCCCUCCUUCUGUCUGCUUCAAUCAUCAUCUCCAAUGUCUCCUUCCAAUCGUUUCCCACCUAGAUCCUUCAAGCAUCUCCUUUCAAAGCAUCAUCAUCUGUCUCUUUCAAUCUUUCCACCUGUCUCCUUCAAUCAUCAUCUCACCUCCUUCUGUCCUUCAAUCAUGUUUCCUUCAAUCAUUUCCCUGUCUCAAGCAUCAUUGUCUGUCUUUCAAUCGCCCCACUUCCUUCUGUCAUCUCUGUCUCCUUCAAUCAUUUCCACCUAGAUCUUUCAGCAUCAUGUCUUUGCCUCUCUGUCUGCUAAUCAUUUCCACCUGUCUCAUUCAAAGCUGUUCAUCUUUUCAGUCUGCUUCAAUCGUCUCCUCAAUCUUCACCUGUCUCCUUCAAGCAUCAUCUCACUUUCAUCCUCCUUCAAUCAUUUCCACCUGUCUCCUUCUAUAUAUUCAAGCAUCAUUGUCACUUUUCAAUCACUCCUUCUGUCUGCUUCAAUCAUCUCUCUGUCUCCUUCAAUCUUUCCACCUGUCUCCUUCAAGCAUCAUUGUCACUUUCAAUCGCCUCCUUCUGUCUGCUUCCAAUCAUCAUCUCCUGUCUCGUUCAAUCGUUUCCACCUGUCUCCUUCAAGCAUCAUUAUCACUUUCAAUCUCCUUCUCCUUCUGCUUCAAUCUUCUUCAAUCAAUCGUUUCUCCUGUCUCCCUUCAUCUGUCGUUUCCAUCCUCCUUUGCUUCCUUUAGUGUCUGUCUCCUGUCUCCUUCAAUCAAUCUGCCUCCUUCUCCUUCUGCUUCAAUCAUCAUCUCUGUCUCGUUCAAUCGUUUCCACCUGUCUCCUUCAAGCAUCAUUAUUGUCACUUUCAAUCGCCUCCUUCUGUGUCUGCAAUCAUCUUAUUCUCCUGUCUCCUUCAAUCAUUUCCACCUAUUCUCAUUCAAGCAUCAUUGUCUUUCAAUCGCCUCCUUCUGUCUCUUAAUCUUACGUCUCCUGUCUCAUUCAAUCGUUUCCCUGAAUCUUUCAAGCACAUUGUCACUUUCAAUCGUCUCCUUCUGUCUCUUCAAUCAUCAUCUCCUGUCUCCUUCAAUCUUUUCCCUUGUCUCCUUUAAACAUCAUUUAUCUAUCACUUUCAUUUCUCCUCCUUCUGUCGCUGUCAUCCUCUCCUGUCUCCUUCAAUCGUUUCCCUGUCUCCUUCAAACACCAUUGUCACUUUCAAUCGUCUCCUUCUGUCUGCUUCAAUCAUCAUCAUCUGUCCUUCAAUCGUUUCCACCUGUCUCCUUCAAACAUCACCAUUGUCACUUUCAUUUCGCCUCCUUCUUCUGUCUUCAAUCAUCCUCUCCUGUCUCUUCAAUCGUUUCCACCUGUCUCUUCAAGCAUCAUUAUCUGUCACUUUCAAUCGCCCCUUCUGUCUGCUUCAAUCAUCCUUCUGUCUCCUUCAAUCGUUUCCACUGUCUCCUUCAGCAUCAUUAUCAUCACUUUCAAUCGCUUUCCUUCUGUCUGAUUCAAUCAUCUUCUCUGUCUCCUUCAAUCGUUUCCACCUGUCUCCUUCAAGCAUCAUUAUCUGUCACUUUCACUCCUUCUGUCUCUUCAAUCCUUCUCCUUGAAUCUUUCACCUGUCCCUUCAAUCAUCUUCAAUCAUCUCCUGUCUCCUUCAAUCGUUUCCCACCUGUCUCCUUCAAGCAUCAUUAUCUGUCAAUCAAUCGCCUCCCUUCUGUCUGCUUCAAUCAUCAUCUCCUCUCUCCUUCAAUCGUUUCCACCUGUCUCCUUCAAGCAUCAUUAUCUGUCUUUCAAUCGCCACUCCUUCUGUCUGCUUCAAUCAUCUUCUCCUGUCUCCUUCCAAUCAUUUCCACCUGUCUCCUUCAAGCAUCAUUGUACUUUCAAUCGCCUCCUUCUGUCUUCUUCAAUCUUCUCCUGUCUCCUUCUAUCUUUUCCACCUGUCUCUUCAAGCAUCAUUGUCCGCUUAAAUCGACUCCCCUUCUGUCUGCUUUAAUCAUCAUUUCCUGUCUCAUUCAAUCGUUUCCUGAAUCCUUCAAGCAUGUAUUAUCUGUCCUUUCUUCCUUUCUUCUCAUCUUCUCCUGUCUCCCCAAUCGUUUCCACCUGUCUCCUUCAAUCGUUUCUACAUUGUCACUUUCAAUCGCCUCCUUGUCUUUCAAUCGCCUCCUUCUGUCUGCUUCAAUCAUCAUCUUCAAUCAUUCCACCUGUCUCCUUCCUCUGUCAUUUCAAUCAUCAUCUGUCUCCCUGUCUCCUUCCAAUCAUCAUUAUCUGUCUCCUUCAAUCGCCUCCCUUCUCCUUCAAUCAUCAUUCCUGUCUUCUCGUUUCCUGUCUUCAUUGUCACUUGUCAUCCUUCUGUCUGCUUCAAUCAUCUCUCCUUCACCUGUCUCCUUCAAGCAUCAUUCUGUCGUCGCCUUUCAAUCCCUUCCUUCUGUCUCCUUCAAUCAUCAUUCUCCUGUCUCCUCCUUCAAUCAUUUCCACCUGUCUCCCUGCAUUUCUCCUUCCAAACGCCUCCUUCUAACCUCAUUUCAAUCAUCUUCUUCUGUCUCCUUCAAUCGUUUCCACCUGUCUCCUUCAUUGCAUUAUCUGUCUCCUUUCAAUCGCCUCCUUCUGUCUUCUUCAAUCAUCAUCUCUGUUUCCUUCAAUCCUUCAAGCAUCAUUAUCUGUCACUUUCAAUCGCCUCCUUCUGUCUGCUUCAUCAUCUUCUCCUCUAAUCAUCUUCUCCAACUCUCCUUCAAUCAUUUUCCCACCUGUCUCCCUUCCAAGCAUCAUUAUCCCUCAAUCUUCCUCCCUUCUGUCUGCUUCAAAAUCAUCAUCUCCUGUCUCCUUCAAUCGUUUCCACCUGUCUCCUUAAGCGUCAUUAUACUUUCACUUUCACUCCUACAUACUGCUUCAAUCUCCUUCUCCUUGUCAUUUCCCCUGUCUCCUUCUCAAGCAUCAUUGUCACUUUCAAUCUCCCUUCUGUCUGCUUCCCAAUCUUCAUCUCCUGUCUCCUUCAAUCGUUUCCCUGUCUCCUUCAAGCAUCUUUUUCUUUCAAUCCUUCCUCCUUCUGUCUGCUUCAAUCAUCAUCUCCUCUCCUUCAAUCGUUUCCACCUGUCUCCUUCAAGCAUCAUUAUCAUCUUUCAAUCUCCUCCUUCUGUCUCCUUUAAUCAUCUCUCCAAUCCUUCAAUCAUCUUCUCCUGUCUCCUUUCAAUCCUUUCUACCUGUCUCCUUCAAGCAUCAUUGUCACUUUCAAUCGCCUCCUUCUGUCUGCUUCAAUCUCUUUCUGUCUCCUUCAAUCGUUUCCCCCUGAAUCCUUCAAGCAUCAUUGUCUGUCACUUUCAAUCCCUCCUUUGUCUUAGCUUCAAUCAUCUUCUCCUGUCUCCUUCAAUCAUUUCCACCUGUCUCCUUCAAGCAUCAUUAUCUGUCACUUUUCAAUCUCCUCCCUUCAAGCAUCAUUGUCCUUUCAAUCGCCAUCUUCUGUCUUUAAUCAUCUUCAAUCGUUUCACCUGUCUCCUUCAAUCAUUAUUCCCCUGUCUCCUUCCCCAUCAAGUCUUCUUCAAUCAUUAUCUUAUUGUCACUUUCAAUCGCCUCCUUCUGUCUGCUUCAAUCAUCUUCUAUCUAUAUUCAAUCAUUUCCACCUGUCUCCUUCAAGCACUUUCAAUUUUUCACUUCAAUCAAUCUCCUCCUUUCCACCUGUUCUAUCAUCUUCCUCCUUCUGUCUCCUUCAAUCAUUUUCAAUCGUUUCCACCUGCUCUCCUUCAAGCAUCAUCAUCUGUCUCUUUCAAUCUCCCCCUUCUGUCUGCUUCAAUCAUCAUCUCCUGUCUCCUUCAAUCGUUUUCCCCUGUCUCCUUCAAGCAUGUUGUGCUUCAUCCUUUAUCUGUCAUCAUCUUUCAAUCGCCUCCUUCUGCUUUCAAUCUGCUUCAAUCAUCUUCUCCUGUCUCUUCAAUCGUUUCCACCUGUCUCCUUCAAGCAUCAUUGUCACUUUCAAUCCCAAUCAUCUUCUCCCUGUCUCCUUCAAUCGUUCCAAUCAAGCAUCAUUGUCACUUUCAAUCGCCUCCUUCUCUGCUUCAAUCAUCAUCUCCUGUCUCCUUCAAUCUUUCCCCUGUCUCCUUCAGCAUCAUUGUCACUUUCAAUCGCCUCCUUCUGUCUGCUUCAAUCAUAUUCUCCUGUCUCGUUAAUCAUUUCCACCUGUCUCCUUCAAGCGUCAUUAUCUGUCAAUCGCCUCCUUCUGUCUGCUUCAAUCAUCAUCUCUGUCUCGUUCAAUCGUUUCCCACCUGUCUCCUUCAAGCACCAAUCCUCCUUCUGUCACUUCAAGCAUCAUCUUGUUCACUCAGCAUCCUGCUUCAAUCAUCAUCUCUGUCUCGUUCCUUCCCACCUGUCUCUUCAAUCAUCAUUGUCCUGUCUUCUGCUUCAAUCAUCAUCUUCUCCACCUGUCUCCCUUCAAGCAUCAUUAUCUGUCUUUCAAUCGUCUCCUCAUCUUUUCUGUCUCCUUCAAUCAUCUUCUCCUUUCAAUCACUCCUUCAAUCAUUUCAUCACCUGUCUCCUUCAAUCGUUUCAUUGUCUCCUUUCAAUCGUCACUCCUUCGCCCCUUCUCUUCAAUCAUCAUCUCUGUCUCCUUCAAUCGUUUCCACCUGUCUCCUUCAAGCAUCAUUGUCACUUUCAAUCUGUCGCCUCCUUCUGUCUUGCUUCAAUCCCUGUCUCCUUCCUGUCUCCUUCAAUCUGCUUUCCAUCCUGUCUCCUUCAAUCGUUUCCCCUGUCUCCUUCCAUCAUUUGUCACUUUCAAUCGCCUCCUUCUGUCGCCUUCAAUCAUCAUCUCCUGUCUCCUUCAAUCGUUUCCCCUGUCUCCUUCAAGCAUCAUUAUCUGUCACUCGCCUCCUUCUGUCUUCAAUCAUCAUCUCCUGUCUCCUUCAAUCAUUCCCACCUGAAUCAGCAAGCAUCAUUGUCACUAUCAAUCGAUUUCCUUCUGUCUGCUUCCUCAUCUCCUGUCUCGUCUUUUUCCACCUGUCUCCUUCCAAGCAUCAUUAUCACUUUCAAUCGCCUCCUUCUGUCUGCUUCAAUCAUCCUCUCCUGUCUCCUUCAAUCAUUUCCACCUGUCUCCUUCAAAGCAUAAUUGUCCUUUCAAUCUUUCUGUCUGCUUCUCAUCAUUUCAAUCGCCUCCUUCUGUUAUCGUUUCCUGUCUCCUUAAGCAUCGCCUCCUUCUGCCGACUUCUGCUUCAAUCAUCUUCUCCUGUCUCCUUCAAUCGUUUCCCACCUGUCUCCUCCAAGCAUCAUUGUCACUUUCAAUCGCCUCCUUCUGUCUGCUUCAAUCAUCUUCUCUGUCUCAAUCUUACCUGUCUCCUUCAAUCAUUUCCCAUUCGUCUCCUUCCAAUCAUCCAUUGUCUCCUUCAAUCAUUUUCAAUCAUUAUCUGUCACUUUCAAUCGCCUCAUCUGAUAAUGUCUCUGUCUUCAAACGUUUCCCACCUCUCCUUCCUCUCUGUCUCCUUUCAUCCUUCAUUUGAAUCAUGUCCUGUCUCCUUCAAGCAUCAUUCUGUCACUUUCAAUGCCCCUCCUUCUGUCUGCCCCAAUGUCAUCUUGUCUCCUUCAAUCGUUCCCCCUGUCUCCUUCAAGCAUCAUUAUUGUCACUUCAGCUUCUUUCAAAUCUCCUGUCUCCUCCUUCUGUCUCCUUCCAUUCAUCUCAUCUCCUGUCUCCUUCAAUCAUUCCACCCUGUCUCCUUCAAGCAUCCAUUGUCUUCUUUCAAUAUCCUCCUUCUCUUUUCUAUUCCCUUCUGUCUUCUCAUCAUCUCUUCUCCUUCAAUCGUUUCCACCUGUCUCCUUCAAGCAUCAUUGUCACUUUCAAUCACCUCCUUCCUGUCUGCAUCAAUCAUCAUCUCUGUCUCCUUCAAUCAUUUCCUGUCUCCUUCAAAGCAUCAUUUCACUUUCAAACGCCUCCUUCUGUCUGCUUCAAUCAUCUUCUCCUGUCUCCUUCAAUCGUUUCCACCUGUCCCUGUCUUUGUCACUUUCAAUCAUUCUUCUGUCUGCUUUCAUCAUCUCCGCCUCCUUCUUUCCACUGAAUCCUUCAAGCAUCAUCAUCUCUGUCUCCAUUAUCAUCAUCUAUCCCUUUUCCCCUGUCUCCUUCAAGCAUCAUUAUCUGUCACUUUAAUCGCCUUCUUCUGUCUUCAAUCAUCUUCUCCUGUCUCCUUCAAUCGUUUCCACCUGUCUCCUUCAAGCAUCUUUGUCACUUUCAAUCGUCUCCUUCUGUGCUUCAAUCAUCAUCAUCUGUCUCCUUCAAGUGUUUCCCUGUCUCCUUCAAGCAUCAUUUGUCAUCUUUCAAUCGCCUCCUUCUCUCUGCUUCAAUCAUCAUCUCCUGUCUCCUUCAAUCAUUUCCACCUGUCUCCUUCAAGCAUCAUUGUCACUUUCAAUCCUUUCUUCUCCUUCUCAUCAUUUCUGUCCUCAAUCCUUCUGUCUGCUUCAAUCAUAUUCUCCUGUCUCCUUCAAUCGUUUCCCACCCUGUCUCCCUUGUCACUUUCAAUCGCAUCAUUAUCUGUCACUUUCAAUCUGUCUCCUUUCUGUCUCCUUCAAUCAUCUUCUCUCAUCUCCUUCAAUCAUUUUUCACCUGUCUCCUUCAAGCAUCAUUGUCACUUUCAAUCUUGCUCCUUCUGUCUGCUUCAAUCAUCAUCUCCUCAAACGUUUCCCUGCAAGCAUCAUUGUCUCCUUCUGUCUCCAAUCAUCAUUGUCUCACUCCAAUCUAAGCAUCAUUGUCGCUUUCAAGCAAUCAUCAUCUCUUUCAAUCUUUCCACCUGUCUCCUUCAAUCAUUAUCUUCAAACGCCUCCUUGUCCUUCAAUCUCAUCUCCUGUCUCCUUCAAUCGUUUUCCACCUGUCUCCUUCAAGCAUCAUUGUCCUUUCAAUCGCCUCCUUCUGUCUGCUUCAAUCAUCAUCUCUUUCUCCUUCAAUCAUCUGUUUCCACCUGUCUCUCCUUCAAAGCAUCAUUUGUCCUUUCAAUCCUUCCGUUUCACCCUGUCUCCUUCAAGCAUCAUUGUCAAUUCAAUCCUUCUGUCUGCUCGGCAUCCUGUCUCCUUCAAUCUUUUUCCUUCUGUCUCCUUCUAAUCAUCAUUUGUCACUUUCUUCCAAGCAUCCUUCUUCAUCUUAGCCCAAUCAUCAUCAUCUGUCUCCUUCAAUCUUUUCCACCUGUCUCCUUAAGCAUCACUAUCUGUCACUUUCAAUCGCCUCCUUCUGUCUGCUUCAAUCAUCAUCUCCUCAUCAUUAUCUGUCACCCCUUCUGUCUUUCAAUCCAUCUCCUUCAAUCGUUCCCACCUAAUCUCUGCUUCAAUCAUCAUCUCCUGCUUCAUCCCUGUUCAAUCGUUUCCCUGAAUCCUUCAAGCAUCAUCAUCUGUCACUUUCAAUCGCCUCCUUCUGUCUGCUUCAAUCAUCUUCUCAUGUCUCCUUCGAUCUUUUCACCUGUCUCCUUCAAUCAUCAUUGUCACUUUCAAUCGCCUCCUUCUCUGUUUCAAUCAUCAUCUCCUGUCUCCUUCAAUCGUUUCCACCCUGUCUCCUUCAAUCAUUUCCCUUCUAUCGUCUCCAUCAUCACCUGUCCUUCAAUCGUUUCCACUCAUCAUUGUCACUUUCAAUCGCCUGCCUCAUCAUCUCCCUGUCUUCAAUCAUCUUCUGUCUCCUUCAAUCAUUUCCACUUUCUCCUUCAAGCAUCAAUCUCAUCUCAUCGUUCAAUCGUUUCCUUCUGUCUGCUUCAAGCAUCAUUGACAUCAUCAAUCUGUCUCUUUGAGAAUCAUCAUCCUGUCUCGUCCCGUUUCCCUGUCUCCUUCAAGCAUCAUUGUUUCUCUAAUUCAAUCAUCAUCAUCUUUCAAUCAAGCAUCCUCCUUCUGUCUGCUUCAAUCAUCAUCUCCUGUCUCCUUCAAUCGUUUCCACCUGUCUCCUUCAAGCAUCAUUUUUUAAUCGCCUCCUUCUGUCUGCUUCAAUCAUCCUGUCUCCUUCAAUUCUCAUCAUUUCAAUCGUCUCCAAUCCAUCUCUGUCUUCAAUCGUUUCCACCUGAAUCCUUCAAGCAUCAUUGUCACUUUCAAUCCUCCUUCUCUGUUCCAAUCAUCAUCUCUGUCUCCUUCAAUCGUUUCCCUGUCUCCUUCAAGCAUCAUUUUCACUUUCAAUCGCCUCCCUUCUGUCACUUCAAUCAUCAUCUCCUGUCUCCUUCAAUCGUUUCCCCACCUGUCUCCUUCAAUCAUCAUUUUCAUUUCCUUCUGUCAUUCAAUCUAUCUUCUCCUCAUCAUUGUCACUUUCAAUCGCCUCCUUCUGUCUGCUUCAAUCAUCAUCUCCUGUCUCUUUCAAUCGUUUCCACCUGUCUCCUUCAAGCAUCAUUGUCACUUUCAAUCGCCUCCUUCUGUCUUGUCAAUCUCUUCCUGUCUCCUUCCAAUCGUUUCCACCUGUCUCCUUCAAGCACCAUUGUCACUUUCAAUCUUCCUUUCUGUCUGCUUCAAUCAUCUUCUGUCUCGUUCAAUCAUUUCCACCUAUCUCCUUCAAGCAUAUCUGUCACUUUCAAUCCUCCCUGUCUUCUUCCCAAUGUCAUCUCCUGUCUCCUUCAAUCGUUUCCAUCUCUCUCUUCAAGCAUUCAUUGUCGCUUUCAAUUCCUACUUCUAUGCUUUCAAUCAUCUUCUCCUGUCUCCUUCAAUCGUUUCCUGCUUCCUUCAAUCAUUUCUUUGUCUCCUUCUGUCAUUGUCACUUUCAAUCCUUUAUCCUUCUGUCUUCAAUCAUCAUCUCUGUCUCUUCGUCGUUUCCCACCUGUCUCCUUCAAUUGUCUUUUCUUUCGUCCUUUCCUUCCUCUGCUUCAAUCAUCUUCUCCUGUCUCCUUCAAUCGUUUCCCACCUGUCUCCUUCAAGCAUCAUUAUCUGUCACUUUCAUUCUUUUCAAUCGCCUCAUCUUCUGUCUCCUUAAGCUUCAAUCAUCAUCUCCUGUCUCCUUCAAUCGUUUUACUGUCUCCUUCAAGCAUCAUUGUCACUUUUCUGCUUUCCAAUCAUCCUUCUGUCUCCUUCAAUCAUUCAUCUCCAUCAUUGUCCUUUCAAUCGCCCUCCUUCCAUCCUGUCUCCUUUAAUCAUCACAUUAUCUGUCACUUUCAAUCGCCUCCUUCUGUCUGUUUCAAUCAUCAUCUCCUGUCUCCUUCAAUCGUUUCCACCUGUCUCAACCCAAGCAUCAUUAUCUGUCACUUUCAAUCGUUUCCUCCUUCAAUCUGUCUUAGCUUCAAUCAAUCUGUCUCUUCAAUCAUCCUGUCUCCUUCAAUCUGUCUCCUUCAAGCAUCAUUUCACUUUCAAUCGCCUCCUUCUGUCUGCUUUCAAUCAUCAUCUCCUGUCUCCUUCAAUCGUUUCACCUGUCUCCUUUCAUUAUUGUCACUUUCAAUCAUCUGCUUCAAUCAUCAUCUCCUGUCUCCUUCAAUCGUUUCCACCUGUCUCUUUCAAGCAUCAUUGUCACUUUCAAUCGCCUCCUUCUGUCUGCUUCAAUCAUCAUCUCCUGUCUCCUUCAAUCGUUUCCACCUGUCUCCUUCAAUCAUCAUUGUCAUUCUUUCAAUCGCCUCGCUUCUGUCUCCUUCAAUCAUCACCUCAAUCAUUUCUAUUCAAGCAUCAUUAUUGUCACUUUCAAUCGCCUCCUUCUGUAAACAGGUUUUAAUCAUCUUCUCCUGUCUCCUUCAAUCGUUUCCCACCUGUCUCCUUCAAGCAUCAUUGUCACUUUCAAUCGCCUCCUUCUGUCUGCUUCAAUCAUCUUCUCCUGUCUCCUUUAAUCGUUUCUACCUGUCUCCUUCAAGCAAGCACUUUCAUUGUCAUCGUUUCUGUCUCAAUCUUUUCCUCCUUCUGUCAUUGCUUUCCAUCAUCAUCUGUCUCCUUCAAUCGUUUCCACCUGUCUCCUUCAAGCAUCAUUGUCAGUUUUCAAUCUCCCUCCUUCAUCUGCUCCUGCUUCAAUCAUUCUUCCUGUCUUUUCCUUCAAUCGUUUCCAUCUCCUGUCUCCUUCAACCUGCAUCUCAUUCGUCACUUUCAAUCGCCCCUUCUGUCUGCUUCAAUCAUCAUCUCUGCUCCUUCAAUCAUUUCCACCUGUCUCCUUCAAGCAUCCUUGUCGUUUCUGUCACUUCUUAA